AUGGUUAUUAAUUGUGUCGGUAAAACCUUUGAAAUUAUGGCCUGGAAUUAUCCAGACAAUUUCACCUUGCUUGAGGCUGGGAAAUUGGCUAGCAAAAUUGGAUAUCGGGUCGCUAAGAGAGAGUUUAAGAGAGAUUGGGAGAAAUAUAAGAAGGGCCACCAGAAAAGGAAGGCCGCUAGGGCGAUAAAGAAAAAGAAAGCUAAGGAAAUUAAAUAUGGCAAGAAUAAAGAUUUGAAAGAAAAUAUUGUGCAACAGGCUAGCAACCCAGAAAAGCAAAAAGAGCAGCCCAAAAGAAAAAGAGCUUGGUACCAAGUUUUGAGCUGGUCUGUUGAUGACUUGGACGAUUAUUUAAAGAAUAAUCCUCAACCUCCAGAAAAUCCAAUUAAAGCGAUGGUUAAAUCUUGGUUUGAAAAAGAACCCACCAAGUUACCACCAAGAAUUUGGAUGUUGAACAAAGAUUCAAGUCAAGAGUUUUCGGAUUCUACUAUAAACCGUAAAACGUUGACAUCAGACACCGAUGCUAAAGUUAUAGAGCCAGAGGCUGUUGAUGGUAUAAAUGGAAAUGAUCACUGUAAUUCUGACUCUUCAUUACUGGCAAUGGAGGCAUUAGUGUCUCUGGAUUAUAUCAGUAAUUCUUCUACUUAUUCAAUCAAUGUAAAAAAUUUACAAUCAGUUACUAGUGAAAAAUGGUCCAUUUUCCGGAGUUUAAAAAAAUGUACUUCAUCUUCAACUCAAAAAAUAAAUGAAGAGCAGGAUUCAUCUCGAUCAAAAUCAAGAUGGAGAAAUUUUCUUGGGAAACUCAAGAUAAGAACAUCCAAAAGAUCUAAUGUACUCACUGAAUUAUCUUUACAAUCUUGUGAUCGUUCUUACGAGGACCCAAAAAGUUAUCAGCAUAAUAAAUUUGACUUCAAGUCCAGUUCUGUGCCAUUUACUAGCGAUGAUGAGAAGUUGUUCAGUCACAAAUCACCAAGUUGUCGUGGAGAAAGCACCACACAGACAGAACCAAUUGGAAGUAGGGAAUUGACGCCUGGCUAUAAUCCCAAGAAAGUAGCGCAGACACAAAAGACUGAAAAUCAAUGUCUUGAUUUAGUCUGUAGUGAUAAUAAAACCGCCAACGUUUGUUCGGCUAGUAAAGACCUUAUAGCUGGUAAUAAUGAACUAGUGAGUAAACAAUUAAUUUGUGGGGACAAUUCAAAUAUCGCUACCAACAUUGUUAGCAACAAUGCUAGUAAUAAUGCUGCUGAUAAAUUGAGCAUUGACGAUUACAUGAAGUUUUCUUGCACUAAAAAUUGUGAAAAUCUAACAUCUUACUGUGAGAAUAUUCUCGAUCAAAAAUACAUGAUUGAGAGUGACUCAAACAUUAGUGCUGAGCUGCAAAAAUUAUUUAAGACGCUUGAUGAUGAAAUUGAAUACUAUUCAGAAAAUCUCAAAAAGGAUUGCAAUAAUAUUUCCAUUUCUGAAUUUGACAUUAGCGUUGUAAAACCUUUAAAUAUUGAACAGUUAUCCAUAAAUGAGGAAGCUUCUAUAUGUACAGAGAAAUUGAAAAUUGUAGAGGCAAAGGUAGGGAAUUCUGUCUCGGAAAAUGGGGAAAUUUCGAGACCUAAUACCAAUACCUCUGCCAACUCUGAGCAUAAUCCAGAACAAGCCGAUCUCCAGGAUAACGUUUCACAGGAGUUUAUCAGGAAUAGUAUUGGUAAUGAGCAAGUCUCAACUGAAAGUAGUAUCCAAAAACAACAGAUAGACAGGGGAACUCCAUCUGUUAUGCAACUAUUCAGCAACUUUGUAGAAAAUUCCAUUAAUCAAUUGAAGAAGAGAGCUGAUUUUACUCAGAAUAAGGGGAACUGGGAAGGUGACCUUGGGACCUUACCAGAACAGUUACCCAAUUCAAUUGAAAAGGUUUGUGUAGAUAACCUCAAACAGCAACAGCAACAACAACAAGUAGAUCUGACAGGGAAUACAAUAGAAUCAAUCAAUUCAUCCAGCACCAGUAAUGUGUUUGUUUCCGCAAAAGGAACAACUAAGGUAGGUUCAGAUACUGUAGUGUCAGGAAGCAGUGACCAUCCUCUUAAUGGCGCCAAGCAAUCUGCUGAUGAAAAAACUGAGGUAAUGACUAAUGUUUCUCACGAAUGUAGUGCUAAUGAAAGUAAACUAAAUGCCAACGGUAACAUUGGCCUUGGUAAUGCAAUAACUUCCAUUUUUAAUGAAACCUGCAAUAAAUUGUCUAGUAUGACAUUCCCAGUCCUAUUUAAAAAGCCUCUUCAGGACGAACCGUCAUUUACAAUAUCAGAAAUAGAUGAUAAGGAAAAUAGAGAGUGUGAUGUUAUAACUGAAGAAAAAAGAGCUGAAAUUCAAGAGCAAAUAAAGAAAUCAACAGCUGAGUUCAAUAUUUUCUUAAAAGAAAAAACUAAGCCCUUAGAAAAGUAUGAAAACCUUUCCUAUUGUCUACCAAAUGUAAUUGAUGAAUCUAAACUACAUCCGAGGAUUCAGGCUUAUCAAAAUGAUAAUAAUGGCUUUAACAAUGAAAAUGUGGGAUAUUUUACAUUGUUAGUUGCCUCUGAUCGUGAAUGGGAAAAGGAACGCCUAAAGAAGGAAGAGGCUACCAAUAGCCUACCUAUUCAGCAUUGUACGUUGGAUGGUUUAGACAAGGGGAUUCAACAAGGGUUGAAUUCUUAUACAAGCUCAAAUGUGGUCAGUCCUAACAAGCGCAUAAUAAGUUCAUGUAAAGAAAAGAAAGAAGUACCAGAAUGCCUGUUAGAGGGAAUAAAGGAAGUUGACAAUAUAAUUCAAUUACAGGAGCCACUCAUUGAACGCAAGGUAUCUGAAAUCACUAACGAGAGUUAUAAAAGUGUACCGUCAACCAAAUCCGUCUCCUUCAAAGCCGAUUGUAGCAUUCAUUCAGUUUCUAAAAGUAAAUCAUGCACGGCAGGAACUUCGAAAAGCAUCAAAGGUCCGACAGAUCAUGCAGCCAAACCACUCAAAAGCUGCUUGAAGAAGUCAUUUAUUAGUCCUGUUUCACUUGACAAUAAAGUCAACGAGCAGUCUAGUAAGGAAGUAGGGGUAGCUUCUGAGAAUGUCGGAGUUAUAUCUGUUACCUCUUUCCACGACAAAUUACCUGAUCAAUUUGAUGAUGUAAAUCACAGAGAUAGUAGAGCAAUCUCUAAAGUGCCUUCGGGUAACUGUUCUGUAGAUCAUCUACCAUUAGAUCCGGAAGUCGUUAAUAAAGUACCUCCAGGUGAAUAUGACUCUGCAGUUGGUACAAAUAAACAAUUAUAUAACGAACCUUGUAGUAAACAAGAUAGUUUUAGGAUUGUGGAAUCAUUAAAAAUCAAAAAGAACACUCCACCUCCACCUCCUCCACAUGGGCAACUUAAGAAGAAGCCUCCUCCACCUCCACCACAAGGGCAACUUAAGAAGAAGCCUCCUCCACCUCCACCACAAGGGCAACUUAAGAAGAAGCCGUCACCAUUGCCACAACCAGUAACCGUCACUGGAUGUUUUCCUUCGGAAAGAGAAUAUCCUAUCUGUACUGGGGAACAACAAAGCACUCCAAAUAAGGUUGACGAUGAAUGCGUUACUGUCAAUUCGCUAUGUAGUCAGAACUUCUCAUCAAAAAUUGUGGAUUGUGAUGAACAUAAGUAUGACUCGGUGGCAAACGACUCUAGUCCAGAUUCUAUAAUAGAUCACCCAAUUGCAAACUUAAAUGGUCUUACUCCUGAGGAGUCUUUCGACAGUGAGACAGAAAGCAUUGAUUAUACGUACGAGCUUGAUGAGUUUGAGAUAGCACUCCCUGAGUGGGUGAGAGAGAAAAGAGCAACGAAAGGUGAGUCAAAAUUAGUUAAAAAACUAGACCAUCGGCUCAUUAAGAGUCAAGUAGAUAAAAAUGGGGUUUUUGUCUUUGGAACACCACAUUACCAUGAUGCCUGUCCUGUUUGGGUAGUCGGCCCACAUUCGAGAUUAAUUUCAGAGAAAGAAAAGGCUAAUAACAAGCCUAUUUAUAAGAAAAAACUGCCAAAACGAUUGAAACGUAUCAGAAAGCGAAUAGUUUGGCAUCGUAAUCGUAUUGCUAAAUCAUACUCAUCUCAGCCUCAUAUACGUUACCGUGUUAUUGAGAAUGCAGCUGAUAAUCCAUAUUUAGCUGAAGGGGAACAUACUUUUGAUGCAGGUUAUAAAAAGGUUGGCGUGAAUAUGUAUGAUUUUGAUAUGGAUGAAUGGUUGCAGUCGGAACAAGAUGUCGACGCUGGGGAUGUUGUCAAAGUUGUUCCGGUAGCUAAUCUUGACGUUAACCAAGAAAGGUUUUGGAUUUCUUUAUUCAGCGAUCUUAAGACAUUUGCAAAGAUAGAGUUGAAUAUAAAACAAAAGAGACCAAGAUUUUUAUUGGCUGUCGAUGAAUGUGAGAUUGAUCAGGAUAAAUGUAUAGUGGAUGACAUGAAAAUACGUGGAUGUUCCUAUUUGGCAGAUGAACCAAAAGAUGAGAUAUUGCUAGAGAAACUUUUAGAUGAUUUCUACUUAGAAGAUUUCGAUCCAUUAGCAGCUCUGAAGAAUGGUUUUAUGACAAAGAGCGAGGCUGAAAGAAUAAUGAAAGUACAGGAAUUAAAAAAAAGAGGUUUAAAGGAUACUCCUGAGUUUGAAUUCCUGAAUGAUAUUAUCGGGGAGACAGAAGAAAUGGUGUAUAGUUUUGAUAAGAAUAUGCCUAUCGAGGAUGCAGUUGCUUACGCUACGAAGGUUAAAUCUUUGGCGAUUGUAGAGUGCAGGGAGCGGCACAAGUUGAAGCUACCACCAAUCGACUCUGAGGGUGUUGUCGUAAAAUUCAUCAAGAAUAUGGAUAAAGUGUUGGCAAACGUCGAUACUGAAAUUACAGAGUUCUACAUAAAAGGAGAUUUGUAUGAUAUCGCUCUCGAAGAAAUCGUGCGCGAUGUUCAAAAAGGAAUCAGGCGAAAGAAGAUGGAAGAGUAUCGAAAGCGGUACGAAUGGAGAAAAAAGAUUCUUUGGGACGUUUAA
Nakaseomyces glabratus is the source of this 4998-nucleotide messenger RNA. RefSeq lists its product as uncharacterized. The record is from RefSeq and is a predicted model, not a curated record. Lineage: Eukaryota; Fungi; Ascomycota; Saccharomycetes; Saccharomycetales; Saccharomycetaceae.